AUGCCAUCUUACGGUUCUCUUCACUCGCCCUCUCUCCGCAAAAUGAACGGCGGAACGGACAGCAAAAUCAGACGGAAUGGGGGAAUCCGCUCCAUCAGCAUCGACAACAUUUUGGGAGAUCCAUUUGCACUUGCCACCGUGUCUAUUGCCCUGCUUGCCUGGCUCAUUGCCUUGGUCGGUUCUGUCAUCGCGACGGCCGAAAAGUCCAGUCCACUCUUUCCCAACUACUCGUGGUUUGCCAUCGCAUACAUGUUCUGCUGCAUCGUCGGCGUCUUCUUGGUUGUCGCCUCGGAUAUGAUUCAGACAUAUCACAUUGCCAUUGUCGGCUUCCUAGCUUGCGGCUUGGUCCUCACUAGCUCCUCGGUCAACUCCCUCAUCUACUCCUCAAACGGGGCGAAGGAAGCCGUGGCCGCUGGCCAUAUUCUGCUAUCCAUGGUCAAUAUUGUAUGGAUAUUUUAUUUUGGAUCGACGCCUUCCGCCGUCCCCCGUGCUUACCUCGACUCUUUUGCUCUACACAAAGACCACCGAGCCUCACAGAGCGUGAGGGGAAUGGGAAAUGUCAAUGCCAGUGGAUAUACCAACGGUCGACCCGAUACAUCUAUAUCCUCUAGCGCCCUCCCGCAAAUGUACACGUCUGCGCAGCUGGGUGGACUAGAAACAUCGUCACCUAUGCCACCUUACUCGGGCAGCUUGUCCGUCGCUGAUCAGAAUUCCUCCCAAGCCCGCUUUGGGAGCAACCCUCCGCAAUCUAGUAGUAAUCUUAUCGCCAAUAACCAGCUCUCAAGUGAGCCCGUGCCGGCCGAGGUAGCCGCGCCCACCGAAUACCCAUACCGAGCUAAGGCCAUUUACUCCUACGAAGCCAACCCAGAGGACGCUAAUGAAAUUUCUUUCACCAAACACGAAAUCAUGGAAGUUUCAGAUGUAAGCGGGAGAUGGUGGCAAGCCCGGAAAAAUACCGGCGAUAUUGGCAUCGCUCCUUCGAAUUACUUGAUUCUGCUUUAA
This is a messenger RNA of Blumeria graminis f. sp. triticale, 1002 nucleotides long. The record is from the annotation of a GenBank genome assembly. NCBI's taxonomy places the organism in Eukaryota, Fungi, Ascomycota, Leotiomycetes, Helotiales, Erysiphaceae.